This is a messenger RNA of Lytechinus variegatus (green sea urchin), 1728 nucleotides long. RefSeq names its product armadillo repeat-containing protein 7-like. The transcript is spliced from 7 exons. Bases 144 to 761 code for a protein of 205 amino acids. The record is from RefSeq and is a predicted model, not a curated record. Lineage: Eukaryota; Metazoa; Echinodermata; Echinoidea; Temnopleuroida; Toxopneustidae.
CUAUCUGGAAGACUCCCUCUCCAAUUCUAAAAUUAUUGUCUACAUAAUUUCCGGCUGGUCGAGAGAAAGGGGAAAUUUUGUUCGACGGACGACGUUUAUAGUGAGAGGCACUUGGCCGUUGCCCUGGCCUGAUUUCCUGAAUUAUGUUUCAGUCAAGGGAUCGACUAGAAGCUCGUACACCACUUCAACAUGGAAUUGGGAGAUUGCAACAUCUACAAAACUUGAUGAUAGAGUUUCAACAGACUGAGGACGAUGGUUGCCGAGAACAGGUGCUGGCUAAUUUGGCUAACUUUGCCUAUGAUCCAAUAAAUUAUGAGUAUCUGAGACAACUAAAUGCAGUUGAUUUAUUCCUAGAUACCUUAACUGAGCCAUCAGAACGGCUUGUUGAGUUUGGUAUUGGCGGACUUUGCAACCUUGUACUAGACAAGGAGAAUAAGGCCCAUAUUCUAGCAAAUGACGGUGUUUCUCUGGUAAAAGAUUGUUUAUCAAGUCCGAAUGAAGAGAUUGUUUUGUCAGCCAUCACGACCCUAAUGUACCUCAUGACACCAGCUUCUAAACAAGAGAUCACAGCGCCAUCCAUUGUUGAAUGUAUGCAGAGGUUUGCAGGGUCCAGCAGCAAGAGAUUGAGUAACCUAGCCAAUGUCUUUCUCCAGGACUACUGUACUCCAGAGCAACGUCUAAUGGCAGAGUCACCGUCGUUGACCACAGGUUCAGCAGUUGGGAUACCUCUACCACCUGAACCCAAGCAGGAGACAAGAUGAAGAGAUGUCAGUGUCAUUGACCACAGGUUCAGUUGUAGGGAUACUGUUACCACCCGAACCCAAGCAGGAGACAAGAUGAAGAGAUGUCAGUGUCAUUGACCACAGGUUGAGUUGUAGGGAUACCGCUACCACCCGAACCCAAGCAGGAGACAAGAUGAAAAGUCGUCACUGUCAUCCACCACAGGUUCAGUUGUUGGGAUACCUCUACCACCUGAACCCAAGCAGGAGACAAGAUGAAGAGAUGUCAGUGUCAUCGACCACAGGUUCAGUUGUAGGGAUACUGUUACCACCCGAACCCAAGCAGGCGACAAGAUGAAAAGUCGUCACUGUCAUCCACCACAGGUUGAGUUGUAGGGAUACCUCUACCACCUGAACCCAAGCAGGAGACAAGAUGAAGAGAUGUCAGUGUCAUUGACCACAGGUUCAGCAGUUGGGAUACCUCUACCACCUGAACCCAAGCAGGAGACAAGAUGAAGAGAUGUCAGUGUCAUUGACCACAGGUUCAGCAGUUGGGAUACCUCUACCACCUGAACCCAAGCAGGAGACAAGAUGAAGAGAUGUCAGUGUCAUUGACCACAGGUUCAGUUGUAGGGAUACUGUUACCACCCGAACCCAAGCAGGCGACAAGAUGAAAAGUCGUCACUGUCAUCCACCACAGGUUGAGUUGUAGGGAUACCGCUACCGUCUUAACCAAAGUAGGAGACAAGAUGUCGAGAAGUCACCAUCAUCAACCACAGGUUCAUUUGUUGGGUACUACUACCACCUGAACAAAAGCAAAAGCUAUAAAGAUGUCACUCAUCUUGGUGACCCAUCAUCUCAAAAACUGUUGUAUCUCCAGCUUCAGAUGAAGAUAUUAAAUACAAUCAAGUGUCUGCUUUCAAUAUGUCAUCUGUAUGGUGUCUAGAAUCAGUUUUCAAUUCAAAGUUAAUUUUGACGACAAGUAUUUGGCUAGAUGGGAUUGCUUUAA